Messenger RNA from Scedosporium apiospermum, 1104 nucleotides. RefSeq names its product FAD binding domain-containing protein. Gene Ontology annotation, molecular function: FAD binding. Lineage: Eukaryota; Fungi; Ascomycota; Sordariomycetes; Microascales; Microascaceae. The record is from RefSeq and is a predicted model, not a curated record. The transcript has 2 exons. Bases 1 to 1104 code for a protein of 367 amino acids.
AUGAAAUACAAAUACAACUUGAAACCAGAUGGAACGGAGAUUUCACACAGCAAUGUGUUUGAAUCGAUCGGUUAUUGCCACGGCCACCCAUGGAUGAUGUUCCACAGGGCUCAGUUGAUUGCGUUCCUUUAUGAGAAGCUUAAUGAAAGAGACUCUCGAGUUUUGACGAACAAGGAGGUCGUGAGCAUUGAUACAUAUGACCAUGGCGUCAAGGUUAGGUGCUUGGACGGAAGUGUUUUCGAAGGAUCAAUCGUCAUAGGUGCCGACGGCGUCCACAGCACCGUGAGAUGCUUAAUGAACCGAGUCGCGGCUGCACCAGCCAAUGUCUUGCCAAUUACAGAUGCACCUUUUGUGACGUACUACCGCGGGUUGUACGGCCACGGACCGCGUCCUGAGGUGUUGCAGCUACAUACAAUGUACGAGACCCAUGGAGAUGACUUUACUAUCCAGGUCAACGUUAGCGCAGAGCAAGUGAGCUUCUUCAUCUACGAGCGGCUUCCCAAGCCGACCCGUGAACGGCUCCAUUAUUCAGCGGCUGAUACCGAAAAGUUCGCCAAGAGAUUCGCGCAGCAGCACGUCACCCAGCAACUCAAGUUCGGAGACCUUUGGGCUUCCCGCAAGUGGGCUAAACUCGCGAAUGUCGAGGAGGGCAUUGUCAAGACUUGGCACUGUGACCGUAUCGUCCUGCUUGGGGAUGCUGCACACAAGAUGGCGCCGAAUGCCGGGUUGGGCCUUAACUGUGGAUUGCAGUCGGCUGUUGUGCUAGCGAACAUUCUCCGAGGUCAGCUGUCCCGAAGCUCGUGUCCGGAUACGAAGUCUCUUGUGGAUUGUUUCGCGAAGUAUCAGGCAUCCAGAUUCAGGGAUGUCAAAAGGACAAUUGACAUCUCGGGUCUGUAUACCAGAGUGGUAGCCUGGCAGAAUCUUGCCUGGAAGAUCAUAGACUUGCACGUUUCUCCACACACGGGUGGAGAUAUUCAACUGGUCAAGACUUUGAUAUCACCCCUGAUACAGAAGGGAGCUGUUUUAGACUUCAUUUCCGAGAGUGCCUUCCAACAGGGGAAGCUGCCAUGGAGACAUACGCCUAUAGUCUGCAAGAGGACUUGA